GCACAUCGCCACGCCGGUCCCGGGCUCGCGCUCCCACGAACACUGCCUCCGGAACCAACGUGCGAGGAAAGUUGGGUCUGGGGAGCCGGGCUGGGAACUGACCGAGCCGGAAGUGACGCGCGGCCUUGCGCGCAUGCUCCGUCUGGUCCCGGCGCGGUGGGAGCUACCAUGGCGCACAUCACCAUCAACCAGUACCUGCAGCAGGUCUAUGAAGCAAUUGAAACCAGAGAUGGGGAAUCCUUUGCAGAGCUGGUGUCUUUCAAGCAUCCUCAUGUUGCCAACCCACGGCUGCAGUUGGCCUCUCCAGAAGAGAAGUGUCAACAAGUUUUGGAACCCCCUUAUGAUGAAAUGUUUGCAGCUCAUUUAAGGUGCACGUACGCAGUGGGGAACCAUGACUUCAUAGAGGCAUACAAAUGCCAGACUGUCAUCGUCCAAUCAUUCCUGCGGGCAUUUCAGGCCCACAAAGAAGAAAACUGGGCUCUGCCUGUCAUGUAUGCAGUAGCACUUGAUCUUCGAGUAUUUGCCAAUAAUGCAGAUCAGCAGUUGGUUAAGAAAGGAAAAAGCAAAGUUGGGGACAUGUUGGAAAAAGCUGCUGAGUUGUUGAUGAGCUGUUUCCGAGUCUGUGCCAGUGACACUCGUGCUGGUAUAGAGGAUUCUAAGAAGUGGGGAAUGCUAUUUCUGGUGAAUCAGUUAUUCAAGAUUUACUUUAAGAUCAACAAACUCCAUUUGUGUAAACCUCUCAUCAGAGCCAUCGACAGCUCAAAUCUGAAAGAAGAUUAUAGCACAGCACAGAGAGUAACAUACAGGUACUAUGUUGGACGAAAGGCCAUGUUUGAUAGUGACUUUAAACAAGCCGAGGAGUACCUGUCCUUUGCCAUUGAACACUGUCACCGUUUAAGUCAGAAGAACAAAAGGAUGAUUUUGAUAUAUUUACUCCCAGUAAAGAUGCUAUUGGGUCAUAUGCCAACCAUUGAGCUUUUGAAAAAGUAUCAUCUCAUGCAGUUUGCUGAAGUAACCAGAGCUGUAAGUGAAGGCAAUCUCCUUCUAUUGAACGAGGCUCUAGCGAAGCAUGAGACCUUCUUUAUUCGCUGUGGCAUCUUCCUUAUCCUUGAAAAGCUGAAGAUCAUCACCUACAGGAAUCUUUUUAAGAAAGUGUAUUUGUUACUCAAAACACACCAGUUAUCUCUGGAUGCUUUUCUAGUUGCUUUGAAAUUCAUGCAAGUGGAAGACGUGGACAUUGAUGAAGUCCAGUGUAUUCUAGCCAACCUGAUAUACAUGGGUCACAUCAAAGGCUAUAUAUCACAUCAGCAUCAGAAGCUAGUUGUUAGCAAGCAAAAUCCGUUUCCUCCGCUGUCUACAGUGUGUUGAAUGUAUAAACACCUGUUCCUCUGGUGUUUAUCGUACUAAUGAAAUCAGUACUUUGCCAGGACAUUACUUUCUUCAGCUGGAAUCUCUUUGAGGCUCUUCUCUCAAGGAUGUUGAGACUGAGUUCCCUGCAUUCACAGCCACCUUGACAUUCUCUCAUCGCUCAUUACUAAUGUCGACCUCACGGAGACUUGGAAUUUCUUUUUCAAAUGUUGCAGACCCUCCUUUGACUCUGAGCGUUGGAGAAACUUCUGUGAAGGAGGCUCUUCUCCAAGGCAGCUAGAGUUUACUUCUUCUAAGAGUUAUGCACAAGUGCAAUUUUUUAUAUAAUUUUUCUAUAUAAAAGGCAUUCUGAAUUUA
Molecule: messenger RNA, 1725 nt
Organism: Myotis davidii
Lineage: Eukaryota; Metazoa; Chordata; Mammalia; Chiroptera; Vespertilionidae
Gene: PCID2
Product: PCI domain containing 2
Exons: 14
Coding region: 169-1368 (399 amino acids)
Biological process (GO): transcription elongation by RNA polymerase II; poly(A)+ mRNA export from nucleus; post-transcriptional tethering of RNA polymerase II gene DNA at nuclear periphery
Cellular component (GO): transcription export complex 2
Molecular function (GO): double-stranded DNA binding; RNA binding
Source: RefSeq, a predicted model, not a curated record